Messenger RNA from Stegastes partitus (bicolor damselfish), 2892 nucleotides. It is a transcript of the gene lsr, whose product is annotated as lipolysis stimulated lipoprotein receptor. The record is from RefSeq and is a predicted model, not a curated record. Gene Ontology annotation, biological process: establishment of blood-brain barrier; tricellular tight junction assembly. Gene Ontology annotation, cellular component: tricellular tight junction; plasma membrane. Bases 367 to 2148 code for a protein of 593 amino acids. NCBI's taxonomy places the organism in Eukaryota, Metazoa, Chordata, Actinopteri, Pomacentridae. The transcript has 10 exons.
UCCUCUGCUCAAAUUCCUACCUGAGAAAACGAAAGUGUGGACAAAGUAUUUUACGGGUUUGUUCUAACCAACCACCGCCUGGUUUUUUGUUCUUUUUGUACUGAAACUAUUACACAAUCGAAUAAGGAAAUAUUACAAAAAUAAUUUACCCCCGCCUCCGUGUGUCGAAACCUGACUCCGAGCGCUCACCUGUUAGUCUGUGCAGCGUUCAGGUACACACAGGAGGACGAAGACACAAAAUGGAGUUAACGCCACUGCCCGGCUGAGGAAAAGUACACUUGCGCUCAUUAUUAUGCUUUUUGCUCGCCUGUUUGAUUAAUUAUUAAAACUUCAGUCGACCGAGACGCCGAGGAAAGAGAAUUAAAAAUGUUUUGGACGUUAAUCGUCGCCGCUUUAAUGGCGACAGAGUCCGCUAUGGGCAUUUCGGUCCAGUGUCCUACCAAGAGGUACAUUGUCAUCCUCUUCCAGCCUGUCACUCUCACCUGUAACUACCAGACAACUGCUAGCCAGCCUCCCGUUGUCACAUGGAGGUACAAGUCAUACUGCCGGGACCCGAUCCAGGCCGCGCUCAAUCCCAGCAGUGCAGAGAACAUCCUCUCUCAAAACAACCCGAACUACGAUCCCAACAUCGAGUGUGCCGACAGCCAAAGGACAGUACGCAUCGUGGCCUCCAAGCAGGCCAAUGCGGUCACCCUCGGCGCAGAAUACCAGGGGCGCAAGAUCAGCAUCCUGAACAAUGCCGACCUGAACAUCGCGCAGACCGCAUGGGGAGACAGCGGCGUCUACGUAUGUUCUGUGAUCUCUUCCCAAGAUCUUUCAGGAAACGGCGAAGACUACACAGAGCUAAUUGUACUUGAGAGAAAGUCAAAUACUACUGACCUCCUGCCUGGCAUUGACUUACUGGUUAUGGAAGGUAGUACAAGCUAUUUGACGCAGCUCAGUCAUGUUUCAGUCCUACUGUACGGGCAUCUGAGGGUGUUGUACGAGGCAGGAAAAGCAGUGAAGAAAGGGGUGGCCAAUCAGUACGCUCCCACACUCUAUGCUCCGAGUAUGUAUGCUCAGCCGGCAUACGGUGGCCCACUCCUUAACCAGCCCGCCAUGCCCCUGCUGCCUCUGCCCAACGGAGUCGGACCCCCGCCUCCUCACGGUUACAGUCGUGACUACGAUGGUGCCAGCUCAGUGGGACAGGGCUCCCAGGUGCCUUUGCUGCAUGACCAAGAAGGUGGAGGGGAUCACACUCGCAGUGGCUAUCGCAUCCAGGUCGACCCUGAUGGCAACGCCACCCGUGCCAUUUACUAUAUGGAGAAGGAACUGGCCAAAUUGGACCCAUCCAGAGCUGCCAACUACAACCGCCUGGACAACAUGACUGAAGUCAGUUCCCUGCACGAUGGCUUUGAGCCUCGAGGCCGCGGAGGACGUUCCCAGCCCCCACCUCUGGCCACAGUCUAUGACCGGGAUGAAGCCAUGAGCACCAUCAGCAGUGUUUCCCAACAAGGCCACCGGCGGGACGACUACCCACGCCGCGGUGGAGGCUACAUGGGGGAUCGCGUGCGCGCCCGCUCCAUGGACAACCUCGACGACAUCGGACGGCGAUACCCCCGAGACGACUACCCACCACACCGACGCCCGGAUGAGCCGAGAGGCAGGAGAGGCUCGGAAGACGAGUGGAGCAGCAGCGCUCGUAGCGGCUACGAUCGCAACUAUGACGACCGCAGACGUCGCGACUACUCCCCUGAUCGUCGGAGAGGAGGCGAAGGUGGCCUCGCGGGACGCCGCAGUCGCAGUCGUGAUGAUCUAAUGGAGCUGGAGAGGGAUCGGCGGCACGGCGGCGGUGGUGCCAGGGGUGGCCGAGACGAUUACGAUGACAGUUUCCUGCGAGAAGCCAUGGAGAGGAAGAAGAUGGGCGAGCAGCAGAGGGCUCGCAGCCGGGAGCGACUGGACAGCGAGAGCGACCGCUCUGAGCGGUCAAGGGCGCCACGUGGGCCACCGCCUCUUCCUGUGAGCCCACCCUCCGGAUACCCUGGUCGCCGCGACGACUACCCGCCUCCACCACCACCGCCGUACAGUGAAGAUGAAAGUGUGUCAUCUUCAAAGAAAAGCAACCUCCGCAAGAAUGGAGCAGUGAGUCGGGAGAGCCUGGUCGUGUAAAACCAGCGGCGCCGUGAGCUACUAAGUUCAAUAAUGAUGCAGCUUUGAUCUAUUUUAGAAACACCACUCGUGUUUUUCAGACUGUAAAUAUUAGUCACACUGCUGAUUGGCUGUGCUGAUUCGAUCCGUUUCAUAGUUAAUGUUGAACUCGUCAGAAAUUGAUGCUGAAUGUGAUUGUAUACUUUUCUAACAGGGAAGAGGUGCACGGAUGAAAUGUCACGCGCCUGUUCAUGUAUGUAAACCAUUGUGGCUGCCACAAGUGCCUUAGCGUGUACAGACUUUUACCUGCAGAUGUCAAGUUGAUGAUUCUCUGUGAAGGUGUUUGCAUCUCGACCAGGUGACAGUUGGCUUUAAUGUGUUCAACUGUUGUUUCAUUUAACUGACUACAGUGACUUUGAUAGAUUUUUAGGGGUCUUUUGACUGUUUGUUUUUUUUUGUAUUUUUGAAAAAAAGUAAUUGUUUUUAUAAGAGACUAUUGACAUUUAAAGAAAUUCCUUUUACCUUUUGCUUUUAGUCGUGUUAGCGUGCUCACUGUAUUUAGAAACCUGCUGAACAAGGUACUCAAAUAGAAUUUGUCUUGGACUACUUGGGUUUCAUUUCCUUUUUUUUUUUAAAACUCAGAUUGUCAGUUUUUAAACUACCGUAUGUUGUACAGCCGACCAGUAAUACGCUUUUGAAAAUGCAAAUGUUCAUUAUCAUGUUCUGAAAUCUAAUUUUACAAUAAAGGUCUCCAUUGCCAGGCCA